AUGGCACUUUCUCGUUCGUCUUCUCCGGCGCCAUCUUUCGAACUUGAUCUUAAUAAACUAAAUUCUUCAAAUUCUGAGACUGAAUCCUCAACUACCACCUUUCAUUUGAUAAUCACAAAAAACAUCAGGAAAAACUUAAACAAUAUAUUUUCAGGACAAGCUGAAGAAACAAUAUCGACUUCAACGGGUUUAACUAAUGAGGAGGACGCUAUAUUUGUGAAAAUGUGGGCCAACAAUUGA
Ambispora gerdemannii is the source of this 240-nucleotide messenger RNA. The record is from the annotation of a GenBank genome assembly. Lineage: Eukaryota; Fungi; Glomeromycota; Glomeromycetes; Archaeosporales; Ambisporaceae.